AUGGCGGCACGUGAUCCCGACUGGCUCGGGUCUCGCAAGGUGGGCACCAAGGCCACGGACCCGACGGUGGAGGUCGAGGGCACGAGCUACGAGUUCGCGGUGGAGGUGGGCGUGGACGACGACCUGCCCAACGGAGCUUAUGCAAUCCCAAACUUCACGCCUCCGCAUGCGAUCCAUUUCGGCACGCAAAAGGUUUUCAUACCAGCCUCCGGCGCCACGUACAACGACGUGGUGAGGCCCAUGAUGAGCAAGCUGCGUGAAAAGAUCGACGCGUGGUUCCAAACGCUCGUGGGCCAGGUCGAUGCUUCCAACAACGCCAACGCGUUUUCCAUUAAAGCUUCCCGCUACGCCACCGAGAACGGGGGCGGCGGGAAACAGCUCGCGUAUAAGAUCGAGAUAUACCUGGUGAAGCUGGAGUUCAAGGGCGGGGCUGUAUCUGCCGACGGUGCCGUACGCGCGGGGGCACACUCGGCGACGAUUCAGACUCACGUCACGAAGCAUUGCCCAGGCUUCGCAGGCCAUGGCGAUACCCUGUCCAUACCGUCAAAGAGUGAGCAACCCGCUUGUUGCAUCUUGCUGUAAGGGGCGGCAUCGAGGAAUCUAAGAGGGGCGACACCGGCAAUGUCUGCCGCUGCCCGGCGGCAAUGUCGCGAAUCAGAAGUGCUUGUUGAUAACGAGGCAGGUGCUUCUGGCGAUCGCAAGUGGACGUGCUUCAGCCCGCGGUGCAUGCCUACAGUGGGCGGCCUCAAGUUUAUGAAGUUUGCUUGUGGGCGGGUGCGUUUCUGCUCUGUCGAUUGCCAACGGGCGGACUGGUCCGUUCACAACUGACCUGCACAGCACGCAAACCCAAGAAAUGAGCCGAGCCCGCCGGAGCCGAGCUGGGGCACGGGACGCGUCGCGGGAGGCGGCGUUUGCCCUGAACGAACGCGUGAACCGUAAUGUCGUGGUUAUGCGCGCGCCCGCAGGUGGGUAGGGUAGGACAGGUGCCCAAUAGUCCAUAGAGAGAAGUCAAAAUUCUCCUCAGACA
This is a messenger RNA of Emiliania huxleyi CCMP1516, 1027 nucleotides long. RefSeq lists its product as hypothetical. The coding region runs from base 1 to 582 and encodes 193 amino acids. The transcript is spliced from 2 exons. The record is from RefSeq and is a predicted model, not a curated record. Lineage: Eukaryota; Haptophyta; Isochrysidales; Noelaerhabdaceae.